Molecule: messenger RNA, 1714 nt
Organism: Thermothelomyces thermophilus ATCC 42464
Lineage: Eukaryota; Fungi; Ascomycota; Sordariomycetes; Sordariales; Chaetomiaceae
Exons: 2
Coding region: 91-1551 (486 amino acids)
Biological process (GO): peptidyl-L-cysteine S-palmitoylation; protein targeting to membrane
Cellular component (GO): endoplasmic reticulum; Golgi apparatus; endoplasmic reticulum membrane
Molecular function (GO): protein-cysteine S-palmitoyltransferase activity
Source: RefSeq, a predicted model, not a curated record
CUUUAUCUUAGCCAUCUCUUCUUUACAAUACACAACCUUUGCACAUUCCACCCGAACUGCUCAAAUGGGCCGGCCAGCAACACAUCGGCAAUGACGUCGCUCAGAACAGGCCCGGCCACUGCGGGCCUGCACCGCCUCUACAUUCCCGCCGUGUGCGCGCUGAUCGCCUUCCUCGGCUACUACUCGCAAUACCUGUUCAACACCGACCCGGAUCUGGCCCCGGGCCCGCUCACCCGCCGCGAGACCCUGACCUUCAACGGCCUCAUUGCCUGCGUCUGGCUAACCUACUACCGCGCCUGCACCGUCGACCCGGGCCGAUACCGCUUCCCGCGAUCGGAACAGCAGCAACAACAACAACAUCAUCAUCAUCAUCAACCUACCCCCGAGGCCGACCCCCGAGGCCCGCACCCUCUCCUCCGCCCGACCCGCUUCUGCAAGAAGUGCGAUGCCCCCAAGCCCCUCCGCGCCCACCACUGCCGCCACUGCGGCCGCUGCAUCCCCAAGAUGGACCACCACUGCCCCUGGACGGGCACCUGCGUGUCGCUGCAGACGUUCCCCUACUUCUUGCGCUUCCAGCUCUACGCCAACGUCGCGCUGUGGUACCUGGGCGCGCUGCUCUGGCGCCGCGCCGCCGCCGUCUGGGCCGACCGCCGCCUGCCCGCCUACCUGGGCCCGUCGCUGGCCAGCCUGGCCGGCCUGACCGUCCUGACCCUCGCCGACGCCGCCACCGCCCUGCCCCUCGGCCUGCUCCUCGUCACCACCGUCCGCGGCUGGGUCUUCAACACCACCCUGAUCGAGGACUGGGAGGUGGAGCGCCACGAGGCCCUCGUGUCGCGCAUGGUGGCCGCCGCCUCCGACGGGGACACCGACCCCGCCUCCUCCUCCUCCUCCUCCUCCCUCUCCUUCUGGGCCGACGACGACGCCGCCGUGCGCGACGCCCUCGCCCGCGUCGAGUUCCCCUACGACCUGGGCGUGUUUGCCAACAUGGCCCAGGCCAUGGGCACCCGCAACGUGCUGAGGUGGUUCUUGCCCGUCUUUGGGGGCGGGCCCGUCGUCAACAACGAGACCCCCGGCAAGGGCGUCGGCUGGGAGUGGGAGGAGAACGGGUUCAACGACCUCCCCGGCCUGUGGCCGCCCCCCGAUCCGGAAAAGAUGAGGCAGGCGAGGCGCGGCCCCUGGCCGGGCGCGGCCGCCCACGACCAGGAUCGGCGGGCCGAGGCCUGGGAUGCGUAUCAGACGCCGGAGGAGAUCAAGGCGGCCUUUGCGAGACGGCAGCGGGAGGACCAGCUGAGGAGAGAGCGCGCCCGGGCGCUGCAGGCCGGACAGCGCUCCGGCAUCAUUGCCGAGCUGGAAGAGCUGGGCGGCGGGGUGGUUGGCCAGCCGUCGUGGACAAACGCCGAGGGCGACCGGCUGUGGGACUACGGCGUGGAUGAGGAGGUCGAGGAGGACAUCAUGCCCUCGCGGGCAGACGACGAGAACGUGCCCCUGGCUGAGCUGAUCCGCAGGCGCAAGGUCCGGACUCGGGAGGGUGGUGAUGAUGAUGAUGGCUGAAGCCCGCCUAAAACGCUACGCUAUACCAUGGUCCCAACAUUUCAGAUCGAAACAUGACCAACAAUAGGAACAUAACCUACAACCAACACCGCACGCACACACCUACCUUUAUCAGGUGUGUGUUUGGAUCACACACAGAUCUGCCUGCCUUUGAUCAAACAAG